AUGGAGCCGGGCGAGCCUGGAACUGGCAUUGUAAUCGAAGAUAACGUCAGGGGCGGAGCUAUUCCGCGCGAGUUCAUUCCUUCAGCGGAAUCGGGCAUACGCGAAGCUCUGAACACGGGCCCGCUUUCCGGUUUCCCGAUAAUCGAUGUGAAAGUGUCGAUGGUUGAUGGUAGUUCGCACGAGGUGGACUCUUCGCAAAUUGCUUUCCAGAUCGCGGGAUCCAUGGCAGCCAAGGACGCAGUGAGCAAGGCAAGGCCCGUACUUUUAGAGCCCAUAAUGAGCCUGGAGGUAGUUACUCCGGGCGAGUUUUUGGGCGAAGUGUUGGGCGAUCUUGGCCGACGACGGGCCAGGAUACGAAACAUCGAAGGUCAGGGCGAGAUUCAGGUUGUCAAAGCUGCGAUCCCACUGGGUGAGGCGUUCGGUUACGCUAACGCGGUUCGCUCGCUGACGCAGGGACGCGCAAGCUAUGCGAUGGAAUUCGACAACUACGAGCCUGCUCCAGAAGGCGUUGUAUCGAAAUAA
This is a messenger RNA of Geodia barretti, 522 nucleotides long. NCBI's taxonomy places the organism in Eukaryota, Metazoa, Porifera, Demospongiae, Tetractinellida, Geodiidae. The record is from the annotation of a GenBank genome assembly.